UGGUAACUGAAGCAACGGGAGGGCACCCGGGGAGAAUCAGUCAGGCACUGCCUACCUUGAAAUCAAUACGGUGGAUUAGAACAAGCCAACUCCGUCCGUCAAGUUUUCUCCGUGUGAUAUGUAUCCAGUUUGUUCCUUUGGAGAGUGCCUUGCGCGAUAACAACUGCAGUGGUUCACUGAGACACGAUUGUCUUCCUGAGCCAGUUUCAGCCGCGGAACUGCUCGAAGGCUUAUAGCAGUAAGGACCCGUGGGGAAUGCUUCAGUCCAUUUCAGUGCCGCCGACGGCCCUGGAAGGGCCUUUCUGUAUAAGCCUGACAGUUGACCUGAGCCUGCUGUCCACUCUUGACCCUCGACCCUCACCUUUUCCAUGCCUCUUCGCACCGAUCACACCCUUCCAUCUCCGUCCCGCCAUCGCGCCGCUGGCGGCUCGGCUGACGGCUCUCUCUCCAUCCCUCCGGGUCUGGUCAGUGGUCAGCGCAGCAAAAAGCGUCAGCAAGACAGAGGGACCACGCCGGCCACUAGUCUCUCAACAUUCUCAAUAUUCAGGAGGCAACUGUAUCCGUCUCAGAGCCCACCUUUGACAAGUAUAGUGGCCUCCAGAACCAGAUCAUGAUCUGCGCCCAGAGCGAUGGGAUAUAUAGUGCUUCUCUGUG
This is a messenger RNA of Exophiala dermatitidis NIH/UT8656, 654 nucleotides long. RefSeq lists its product as uncharacterized. Lineage: Eukaryota; Fungi; Ascomycota; Eurotiomycetes; Chaetothyriales; Herpotrichiellaceae. The record is from RefSeq and is a predicted model, not a curated record. Bases 256 to 582 code for a protein of 108 amino acids. The transcript has a single exon.